This is a messenger RNA of Odontomachus brunneus, 1761 nucleotides long. RefSeq names its product AP-3 complex subunit mu-1 (gene carmine). The coding region runs from base 378 to 1631 and encodes 417 amino acids. Gene Ontology annotation, cellular component: clathrin adaptor complex; cytoplasmic vesicle. Gene Ontology annotation, biological process: endocytosis; intracellular protein transport. NCBI's taxonomy places the organism in Eukaryota, Metazoa, Arthropoda, Insecta, Hymenoptera, Formicidae. The record is from RefSeq and is a predicted model, not a curated record. The transcript has 9 exons.
ACAGGCCAGAAAUCGGUGGGGAUGACUUUCCCCGAACUCGGAUUGAUCUAUUUGAAGGUUAAAUUGCAAAAUCGCUAACAUGAAUCUUUAAUCGUACGAUUUGCCGUCCGAUCCAUAACCUAAAAAUUGAUAGUUCUGCUCUGACAGUUUUAUUCCAUUCAUAUAUUGUUACGAUCGAGAUAUUCGUCCGCCCCUGAUUUUGAUUUCUGAUAGUCGCUCAGUUCACAUUACUCGAUGGUAACAUGGCUGAAAGUUUAUAUACAUGCGCAUAAUUAUGUAUAAAGAUUGACAGAAGCACUUUCUGGUCGUUGCCGUAUGGAUUUAGUUAUACACGUAUUUUAAUAUUUUGUUCGUCGAUAUUCCUAAUACUCGCGAAAAUGAUACACAGCCUUUUCAUUAUAAAUUCCUCGGGAGAUGUUUUCAUGGAAAAACAUUGGAAGAGUGCGGUGGCACGGUCUCUUUGUGAUUAUUUUUUUGACCAACAACGAAGAGUCCUAUCACCAGAAGACACGCCACCAGUGAUAGCAACACCUCAUCAUUAUCUUAUUAGUAUAUAUCGUUGCAAUAUGUUCUUCGUGGCAGUAUGUAUGACAGAAGUUCCUCCAUUGUUUGUCAUUGAAUUCUUGCAUAGGGUAGUAGAUACCUUUGAAGAUUACUUUAAUGAGUGCACAGAAACAAUAAUAAAAGAGAAUUAUGUGGUUGUAUAUGAAUUGUUGGAUGAAAUGUUGGACAAUGGUUUUCCUUUGGCAACAGAAUCCAAUAUAUUGAAAGAAUUGAUCAAGCCACCCAACAUCUUGCGUACCAUAGCAAAUACUGUUACAGGCAAGUCCAAUGUUAGUGCAAUUUUACCAAGUGGCCAACUGUCUAAUGUCCCUUGGAGACGAACUGGAGUGAAAUAUACCAAUAAUGAGGCUUACUUCGACGUUGUUGAGGAAGUAGAUGCUAUUAUUGAUCGAACUGGAGCAACUGUAUUUGCAGAAAUUCAAGGCUAUAUCGACUGUUGCAUAAAAUUAAGUGGCAUGCCAGAUCUCACGCUUUCAUUUAUGAAUCCAAGAUUGUUCGACGACGUUAGCUUUCAUCCUUGUGUUAGAUUUAAGAGAUGGGAGUCUGAAAGAAUACUUUCUUUCAUCCCUCCGGAUGGUAACUUCCGCCUUCUUUCGUAUCAUAUAGGAUCACAAAGUAUCGUAGCAAUUCCAAUAUAUAUAAGACAUAAUAUUAGCCUGAAAGAACCAGGAGGUGGCAGAUUGGAUAUAACUGUUGGACCAAAACAAACUAUAGGCAGGACUGUUGAAAAUGUGACUCUUGAAAUCCCCAUGCCAAAGAUAGUCCUGAAUUGUACUUUAACUCCGAACCAAGGAAAAUAUUCAUUUGAUCCUGUCAGUAAAGUGUUGUUGUGGGAUAUUGGAAGAAUUGAUGUUUCCAAGCUACCGAAUCUCAGAGGAUCGAUUACAAUACAAAAUUCGACAACUGCUUCUGAGUCAAAUCCUGCAAUUAAUGUACACUUUACGAUUAAUCAGUUAGCGGUAUCCGGAUUAAAGGUAAACCGAUUAGACAUGUACGGUGAAAAGUAUAAACCAUUUAAAGGUGUCAAAUACAUCACUAAGGCUGGAAAAUUUCAAAUAAGAAUGUAAAUAAUGAUAUUACAAAGAUUCCAUGAAAAAGAAAAUAUGAUCCUUUCAUAUCGAAUAUAUAUAUAUAUAUAUAUGCUCUAACAUAAGUUACGUAAGUUAUAUGAGCAAAUUAAUAAAAAAAAUAAAUUUA